Molecule: messenger RNA, 765 nt
Organism: Nematolebias whitei (Rio pearlfish)
Lineage: Eukaryota; Metazoa; Chordata; Actinopteri; Cyprinodontiformes; Rivulidae
Product: NXPE family member 3-like
Exons: 3
Coding region: 1-765 (254 amino acids)
Source: RefSeq, a predicted model, not a curated record
AUGCCCUCUGAUCAUCUCAUUAAAACGGUGAACUCUGAUUGUACUCCAAAUGUUGCUACUGCCUCCAAGAUGACCAACAUUGAGUGUUCUUUCUAUCCACUAUUCCCAAAUGAGGCUCUUGAGGUAGACCUUCUAAAAGAUGUAGUGGCUUGGCCUGAAACUCCACCUGUACCAUCUAAUUUUGCCCUGAAUAAGAGUAGUGAUCCGGCUCACAGUUCCUUCACCAUUCUCCCACGGAAAAGAGUGGGAAGUUGGCAUAUAGGGGAUGAACUGGAAGUUUUGAUAAACAUUUGUGACUUUCAUGGUCAGCCCAAGAAGUCUGGGGGAGAUGUUAUACUGGCACGGUUGUACAACCCUACACUGUCUGCAGGUGUUGCAGGACAAGUUCUGGAUCACUGCAAUGGAUCUUACUCUGCUGUGUUCUCAUUACUCUGGGAAGGAAGUGCACAGGUUGAGGUGACCCUCGUUCACCCCAGCGAGGCCGUCAACGUGCUGCAAAAACUCACCCAGGAGCAUCCUGACAGAAUUUAUUUCCAAAGUCUCUUUCGCUCAGGCUCAGUCACUGAAACUACCACCUGUAAUGUGUGCCUUAAGACAAAAACCCAGCAGAAUCUGUGCAACUACACCAACCUCUACACAGGUGACCAGUGGUUUUGCUACAAGCCAAAGAAGUUAGACUGUGAUGCCAGGAUCACCCACUCCAAAGGAGGAACCACAGAGAACCUCAAGCCCGUGCAGAACAAACUUUUUCAAAGGCAAGUGUAA